GAGGGCCGCGCCGGAGCGGGGGCGGCGGCAGAGCGGGCAGGCGCCGGGCUCCCGCUGGUGCCUGGGCCGGGCCGAGCGCGCGGCCCGCCAUGGAGGUGGAGGAGGCUUUCCAGGCGGUGGGCGAGAUGGGCAUCUACCAGAUGUACCUGUGCUUCCUGCUGGCCGUGCUGCUGCAGCUGUACGUGGCCACUGAGGCCAUCCUCAUUGCGCUGGUCGGGGCCACGCCGUCGUACCACUGGGACCUGGCGGAGCUGCUGCCGAAUCAGAGCCACGGCAACCAGUCAGCCGGGGAAGACCAGGCCCUGGGCGCCUGGCUCCUGACCGCCAACGGCAGCGAGAUCCACAAGCACGUGCACUUCAGCAGCAGCUUCACGUCCAUCGCCUCUGAGUGGUUCUUAAUUGCCAACAGAUCUUACAAAGUCAGUGCAGCAAGCUCUUUUUUCUUCAGCGGUGUGUUUGUGGGCGUUAUCUCUUUUGGUCAGCUUUCAGAUCGCUUCGGAAGGAAAAAAGUCUAUCUCACAGGUUUCGCUCUUGACAUCUUAUUUGCUAUCGCAAACGGGUUUUCCCCCUCGUAUGAGUUCUUUGCAAUAACUCGCUUCCUGGUGGGCGUGAUGAACGGAGGGAUGUCGCUGGUGGCCUUUGUCCUGCUGAACGAGUGUGUGGGCACCGCCUACUGGGCACUUGCAGGGUCGAUCGGCGGCCUCUUCUUCGCAGUCGGCAUCGCCCAGUAUGCCCUGCUGGGGUACUUCAUUCGCUCCUGGAGGACCCUGGCCGUUCUGGUUAACCUGCAAGGAACAGUGGUCUUUCUCCUUUCUUUAUUCAUUCCUGAAUCACCUCGUUGGUUAUACUCCCAGGGUCGACUGCGUGAGGCCGAAGCAGCUCUGUACCUCAUUGCCAAGAGGAACCGCCAGCUCAAGUGCACCUUCUCACUAACGCAUCCGGCCAACAGGAGCUGCAGGGAGACCGGAAGUUUCCUGGACCUGUUCCGUUACCGGGUCCUCCUGGGGCACACUCUGACCCUGAUGUUCAUCUGGUUUGUGUGCAGCUUGGUGUAUUACGGCCUAACCCUGAGUGCAGGCGAUCUAGGUGGAAAUAUUUAUGUCAACUUGGCCCUGUCCGGCCUCAUAGAGAUUCCGUCUUACCCUGUGUGCAUCUACUUGAUUAACCAAAAAUGGUUUGGUCGGAAGCGGACAUUAGCAGCAUUUCUGUGCCUGGGAGGACUGGCUUGUCUCAUUGUCAUGUUUCUUCCAGAAAAGAAAGACACAGGGGUGUUUGCGGUGGUGAACAGCCAUUCCUUGUCCCUGCUGGGGAAGCUGACAAUCAGUGCGGCCUUCAACAUCGUGUACAUCUACACGUCGGAGCUGUACCCCACAGUCAUCAGGAACGUUGGGCUUGGAACUUGUUCCAUGUUCUCCCGAGUUGGUGGGAUUAUUGCUCCCUUCGUCCCCUCACUGAAGUAUGUGCAGUGGUCUUUACCCUUCAUUGUCUUCGGAGCCACGGGGCUGACCUCAGGCCUCCUGAGUUUAUUAUUGCCAGAAACCCUCAACAGCCCAUUGCUAGAGACGUUUUCUGACCUUCAGGUGUAUUCCUAUCGGAGGCUAGGGGAGGAAGCGCUAUCUUUACAGACCUUGGAUCCCCCUCAGUCUGUGGACAAGGAGAGCCCUCCAGGGAGUGAGAGUGAGGAAGAGGAAGAAUUUUAUGACGCGGAUGAAGAGACUCAGAUGAUCAAGCACAAAGGAAAUUGGAGAAGAAAUUUUGUGUGUGAGGACAUCACUGCAUUGAGUGAACUGUUGCUAAUUUGCCCAAAAUUCGGGUUUAACUCCAAAUUUUGACCUCUGGUCAGAUUGCUCAAAUCCACAUGCCAGAGUGGUAAGCUAAUUUGUUUCUAGAAGUUUGAUUACAUUGCUUUUCAACUUUGUGGUGACCUAAAGGCAACUGUGUAAUAUUUCUCCGCACCGUUAAGGUGUAAUCUGUACAUCGCACUUGACAUCUGCCUGCAGUUGCUUCUCACUCGGCAUCUUUUGAGGCAAGUUGGUGUUAGCAUUUUAUUUUGGGGCCAGAUCAGAAGCUCUGAGAGGUCACUGUGUGCCCUGAGGCCCUCCAGCUGAGGAAAUUUGGGCCCUCGCUUUGGUUCCUGGCCAGUGAUUGGCUUGAGCUCCGGUGCCUUUAGUCCCACAGAUGACCCACUAGGAAAACCCAACAGUACCAAAGUAACUUUCUCAGAGUGCCAGGUGUGGCUGCAUCUCCCUGGUAGCUCCCUUUGGUACUCAAAUCAUGUCAUUUCUUCAGUUCCUGCUUGUGUGAACCUCUAAAAGAAUUUCCAUCUCAGAUUCUGGUACCAGCAAUAACUUCCAAACCAGGCCCAGUAAAUGAUGACGUUUUAUAAAGGGGGAGGCCAGUUAACAAGUGACAUGUUGAGCACUUGUAUGUGAAAAAGGGGGAGGGGAAGUGCUGGUUUUAAUAAGGAAGAAAAGAAAUUUACAUUUCACAAUUUUCUGUUUGUUCUCAGUGUUGUGUAAUGAGGGCCUUGGGCGGCGUGUAAGGACUUGAGCUCUUCUGGGCCUCGAUCAGCCCAGCCUGUUUCGUUAGACUGGAAGGCACAGUAAUUCACAGGCAGUGCUGGCUUUCAUUAAGUACGGCCAGCUUUCAAGCAAGUAAAAGUCAUACUCAGUUUCCCAAAAGCAUGUGCUGAAGGUACUUCCCAUAAAGUUCGAGUGUCAUCUCACAUAGGAGCGUUAACUUGGCAUCCACAAGCGUGGACAGCCUUGCUCUCGGUCACUUUCCCAACUAGGAAAAUGUCUGUGUUUUCAGAAUUUCUGUUUCCACUAAAUCUCUUGGAGAAAAAUUUCAUUAGAGGUAAAGAGAAGUCGCCACCAUUUCUGCUUCUGGAAACCUUAGAGGCGUCACCCCGAACUGGCUCCAGCACUCCCCUGUCCUCUUCCUUUGACCUCUUAGUUUGCACUAUGUCAACUUGUAUCUUUUCAUUUGUUGAAGUAUUUUUAUGUCCUUCAUGCCUUUGAUUAUGUAUUGGGCUCUGUAGAAAGAGGAGCCAUCUUUACUACUGUUUCUUUGUCUCUGGUGUGCCCAGAACACAGGCCUAGACACAGGAGACCUGAUAAGUGUUACUGUUUCUAGCCAUCAGGGAAAUUGUGGAACUGCUCCCAGUAUCAUUUUUGCGAAUCGCAGGCAGAUCUGACCCAAACCCCCAAACUGUGGGAUUUUGCUGUCUUUCUCUGGAAGAUGGAGACCCCACCCACCAUCAAGAGGCAAAGAAAGGAAGAACUUACAAAGACGCCUAGAAGCUCUUCAGUGGUCGUGGAGUUAAACACAAAACAACAAACUAACAUAUAAGUGAUUCUAGGUUGGUUGGAGCUCUCUUUGCAUUGUAAGGGUAAUACAUUCAUCUCAUUAUUAAAAAUGUGGAAACUGGGGGGGAGGGUACAUGUCAGUGGUAGAGUGCGUACUGAGCUUGCAGGAGGUCCUUCAAUCCCUAGUACCUUCGUUUAAAAAAAAACUAAUUACUCCUCCACUAAAAAAAUAAAUAAAUAAACAAAUAAAUAAAUAAAACAUUUUAAAAAUUAAAAAGGAAUAACAAGAAAAUGUGGAAACUGGAAGUUAAAAAAUGUCUUACUCAUAGGCCCAACACCCAGAGACAGCCAGUGCUGUGGCUUUGUUCUGUUUGAAGACCAGUUGGGAUCCGUCUCUCUGGGGUCCCCUCUGCCUCUGGCCAGGUAAAUGAGGAUUCCAUUAGGGGCCCCUGGGUACCCUCUUUUCCCAAUUCUAGGGUGGGAGAAGGCCAGGGAGGAUACACAGUUUGAACACAUGUUGCUAAGGCUGGGCUGACUAUCAGCUGCUUAUGCAGAUGUGUCACUAUAUUUUGUUUCUUUCUAAAUGAUCUUUUGCAAAGUUUCAUCCCUUUGCCCUUUAUAAAAAAACAUUUUUUUCCCUUUUGCUAUUAACUGUUGAAGAAUAUUGAUUGUGGAGAAUGUGCACAUGAGUCUAUUUGAGUCGAUUAAAUAAUUGGAAAACUUUUAAUUUAUAGGUAACGUAUUUUGUUUGUGCAGGUGAUUUGUAAAAGGUAUCCUUUCAAAUAUCUUAAUUGUGUUCAAACUUGCAUUUCUUUUCUCCUAAAAAGCAGCAAGAGAAAUGUAAGACACAUAAGAAAUCCCAGGGCUUCCAGGGUCAAAGUUCUUAUCAACAGCUUGUCCAGAACCUUGACACCACAUGGAUAUGUGGAAAGACACCGUGUUGUUGUUUCCCGAUUUGGUGAGUUAAAACCAGUGCCCGUGGAAAAUACAGUAUUUGUCGUUUGGCUGAUUUCAAGCAAUGUAGACAUUCCUUAGUAUUUAAAAAUGAACAAAUAAAAUACAACAAAUAAGUAAGAAGCAAAUGAAAGUUCGUGGGAGACUGCUUAAGUAAAUGUAAUAUGGACAGGUAUUUUCAUGGAGGUCAAAUUAAUGAGGGUACUUUUGAUAGAUUUAUAUUCUUGACAAAAGCAUAUUGAAAUAAUUCCCUCUAUUAAAUUAGAAUUAAAAUGCAGCUUUCCAAUAGGACUUACUCCUCCAUUACAAAUUCUUAUUAGAUCAUCAGUUCUUAAAUUGGAAUUCUAUGAAGGAUUUUUUAAACUAAAUAAAAUGCAGGUAUUUUGGCUUCUUGUGAAUUUAAUAAAGAAUUGUAAAACAUAGGCCUUUUCUUUUUUUCUUAGAGAAUGUGUUAGGAUGUAUAGCAGCAUCUUUGACAAAUUGAGCAAAUACAGGAUCUGCUAGAAAUGGGUGAUAUGUGCAGCCAAGUCAGGGCAUCAGUGGGUAUGAAAGAUAACUAAAAAUAUUUUUAAUAUGUAUGUUCAUGUAUAACUGAAAAAUUGUGCUCUACACUGGAAAUUGACACAACAUUGUAAAAUGAUUAUAACUCAAUAAAAAAAAGUAAAAUUUUUUAGAAACAGAAAAAUUCAAAGAUAAUGCAUUGUUGGAACAUUCAUCAGUGUAGGACAUUAACAGGAGAAAGAUCUUAUGAUUAUCUUAAUAAGUACAUGAAGAUGAUUGGACAAAAUUCAACACCUAUUUAAAGCUAUUCACAGAUAAGGAAUAAAAGGAAACUUCCUUAGCAAGAUAUUGUAGUACAUAAGGUGAAUUAGCGCACAGGAUCUCUUCACCUUCCUGUUGCCUGGGCCUUCAGACUUUCUUGAUCAUGACCACAAUAAGCAAUGUUUUAUACAUAUUCUCUCUCUUCCCUCUCCCAUCUCUUUCUGUCUCUAUAUCUGUCUCUGUCUCUUUUUUCCCACCUUUACAAAUUUAUACGAUGUAUUUGUUUGAAAAAAAAAAAUAUAUAUAUAUAUAUAAAGCUUUAAUGAAACAAUGUUUAUUUUUGCUAGGUACACUGAUAGUUUAUAUUCUGUUCUAUUUUGUUUUUUAAAAUGCCAUUUUGUGACCCACUAAAUCAAAUUCAUGACCUACUAUAAUUUAAAAUCCAUGGUUCUAUCCUAUCUUAUACUGCAGAGGCUUUGAAACUAAGAUGUACAUUUCCCAAACACCCUUUGCAGCUAGGCUUCUAGGUACAAUGAAGUUUCCAUCAGUGAGAUUCAGAUGGAAUUUGGAAGGUGGAAGUGAGGAGGAGGCCACAUUUAUGAUGCAUCGUUUUUUGUUUUUGUUUUUGUUUUUCUGCUGGGGUCUACAGGGAGGGAGGCAUUUGGUUUUGCUGAGGCCGUUUCAAUGGAGAUGUUGACAGGCAAUAUUGAUUAAAAUCUUAACAAGAUUUUUUUUUUUAGAAAGAGCUUGGCAAAAUAAUUCUUGGACUCAUAUAGAAAAGUGAAGUUCCAAAAAUACUCAACAAUCCCCCAAAACAAGAGCACACACAAAAGACUCAACAUCCCAGGCAUUGAAAGUUAUAAAGCUGCGGUGUCGGUGCAGCAGUAGACAGGCAGAUCAACAGAACAUGAUAGAGAUCCCAGCACAAGGCCGAGCUUCUGUAACAACUUGGCAUUUUUUUGAAGAUGGCAUGCAAAUCAGUGGGAAAAGAGCGAACUAUUCAGUUAUCGAUGUGGGAACUACUGGGUUUCCAUAUCAAAGAAGAUAAAACUAGGACCUCACCAUAAAAAAGAUAAAUUCCAGUUGAAUGGAAGACCUAAAUGAAAAAAAAAGCAAAACUUUAACACUGUUAUAAAGUGAUAUAAGAGAGUGUUCUUGCGACCUUGGGGGAUAGAUGGAUUUUUCAGGCAAGAAGUAAAAAUUACAGAUCAUUCAAAAAGGGAGAGAGAUGUUUCGCUGCAUCUAAACUGAAGACUUCUCUCUAUAUGACCAGAUGUACCAGAAGGUUAAAAGAAAAGUGAUAGGUUAGGAAAAAAUAUUUGCAACUUCUGUAAAAGAUAACAAUCAGUAUUCAGAAUAUAGAAAGAAUUAGUGCAGAUCAGAAAGAAAAAUAAUAGGAAAGUUUACGAAAAAUACUGUUAGGCAAUUCAGAGGCGAAAAGAUGCUCCACCCCGCUAAUGAAUCAGAAAAAUACAAACUGAAACAGCAUUAAGUUAUUUAAAAUCCAUUAGAUUGAAGGAAAAAAGAGUCCUAAUACCAUAUUUUGAAGAUAUGAAGAAAAAGGAAUUCACUUAAUCCUGACAGAAGCAUAAAUUUAUUCAUCAACUAGAUUGUCAAUAGCAAGUCAGGUUGAAAAUGUAAAUGUUCUAUGACACAGAAAUUCUGCUUCUAUGUGUAUAUUGUGGAAGAAUUUUCAGAUAUUUUGACCAUAGCCUGUUGUAAGAAAAAUGUUUCACAUUGUGGCACACACAGUAUACACACCUGCAUACAUAUCCAUCUGUGUAUAUCUCCACAACAAAGUUUCAUAAAACAAUACCCUUACUAUGUAUGCUGCAUUGUAUUUUCUAUGCUAUUAUAGUUUACUGUAAAAUGAAAAGAACAUUGGUGAAGACAAAAGUGAUUUCACAAUUCAUAAGCAAAUCAAAGCAUGCAGUUGGAAAAAGUGAAACAUAAUAUACCUCUUGUCUUUGCCUUAGUUCUUGUCCAGUGCAGGUGUGUGCAAGUUGAUACGUACAGAGGUGUCCUUUGUAGUUGUAGCAAAACAAUGAAAUUAAACACCUUUGUUUAAUUAUAUAUUAAUAUGUAUAGGGAAAUAUAGAGAUACCAUUUUAUAUUUAUAGAAUGGGGUAAAAUGUAGGAGUUUUAUUUAUUGAGGUGGGUGGAUGUUCAAUGUUGAACAAAAUGUUAGCAAAAUUUUGCUAGAUCAACUCGUUGCGUGGUUAAAUUCUUUAGUGAGUGAUGGAAGUAUUUGCUAAUUAAAGAGAUUCAUAUGCUUUCUGUGCCAUACUUGACAGUCAAGACUAUUGAUACUCUGUUGCGGAAAUAUAAGUCUCACUGUUAUUUCCACCCAGAUGAAGAGUAAUCCGUCUUCCCUAUAGGUCUAAAUUUCUCCUGAAAAAGAGCUUUGCAUCUGUGGAAACAUUUAGACAACUUCUCAGCUGAGACCCUAGAGCUCUGUAAUAUAAAGCUUAGAAGAGAUUACUCAUUUAUUGAAAAAUGUCAGCAGCAGAUGUUGCCAAAUUGUUAUUAAAAUAACCAGUCCAGACCUUGCAGAAUAAUUGAUUUUGAAUAGAAUAGAUUCUGGAGGAAUUGCUUUGCUUCAAAAUGUAACUUGGAAGAAAUUGAAUGAAAGGAUUGUGUAAGAUGGGCAAAACGCACACUCAACCUGGAGGAGAGCUUAGUAAAUGAAUGAUUUACCAAUGUGUGGGCAGAGCUUCCAGAAACCAUGGAAGAGAAGGCAGUAUGCAGAAGGAAGCCCGUGGAUACAGUCUGCACAAGUCAGCCUCCUGGGCAAGCACAGCUUGAGGAGUGGAUCCAGAAAGCUUCUAGAGGCUGCUGCAUUCUUUGGUCCUGACCCCAUCACUCCGAUCUCCGCUUCUGUUGUCUAACAUAGCCACCUUCUCACCCUCCUCUCCUGCCUCCCUCCUGUAAGGGCCUUUGUGAUUACAUCAGGCCCACCCAGGUAAUUCUGGCUACUCUCCCCAUUUCUAUAUCCUUAG
Messenger RNA from Camelus dromedarius (Arabian camel), 8023 nucleotides. It is a transcript of the gene SLC22A15, whose product is annotated as solute carrier family 22 member 15. The record is from RefSeq and is a predicted model, not a curated record. Gene Ontology annotation, molecular function: transmembrane transporter activity. Gene Ontology annotation, cellular component: membrane. Lineage: Eukaryota; Metazoa; Chordata; Mammalia; Artiodactyla; Camelidae. The coding region runs from base 90 to 1832 and encodes 580 amino acids. The transcript is spliced from 14 exons. Gene Ontology annotation, biological process: transmembrane transport.